Molecule: messenger RNA, 1872 nt
Organism: Saprolegnia diclina VS20
Lineage: Eukaryota; Oomycota; Saprolegniomycetes; Saprolegniales; Saprolegniaceae
Exons: 1
Coding region: 9-1814 (601 amino acids)
Source: RefSeq, a predicted model, not a curated record
UGCCAACCAUGCACCGUAUUGCGAUCGUCCUUAGUGCGCUCGUACCCAUCGUCUUGGCUUCUGGCGAAGGAGGCGAGCGCGGCUAUGGCGGCUACGGCGGCUACAGUGGCUACGGCGGCUACGGCUCCAACGCGUGCUCGCAACUAACCGACUGCGUCGUCAAACCGUGCUACAUCGUCAAGUGUCUCUACGGCUCGUGCGUCUACGACAAGCAGCCGUAUGGCACCAAAUGUCCGGGCAAGGGCGACUUGAACAAUGGCUCUUGCGACGACGACGCCAACGACUUUUGCGACGACAGCGGACAGUGCAAUGACGCCUUCAAGCCCGCUACGCACGUGUGCCGCCCCGCCGCCAACGUCUGCGACGUGCCCGAGCUGUGCGAUGGCAGCUGCAGCUUUUGUCCGACCGACCAAUUUGCCGCCAAGAAGACGGUCUGCUCGUCCAUUGGCGCGUCGUCGGGUGGCCUCUGCGAUAGCGUCGACUAUUGCGAUGGGCGAGGCCGCUGCGUCGAUGGCUUUCGGCCUGCUGGUAGUGUCUGCCGCGCCGCCGUCGAUGUGUGCGAUGUGCCCGAAACGUGCUCUGGCAAAACCGGUGCAUGCCCCGCCAACAAGUUUGCAGCACAGACCACCGUGUGCACUGCGAUUGGCAAGUCAUCCGGAGGUCUCUGCGACUGCGUUGACUACUGCAACGGCAGGGGCAAGUGUAUCGACAGCUUCAAGCCCACGGGUACUGUCUGCCGGGCCGCGACCGAUGUGUGCGACGUGGCCGAAACGUGCUCGGGUGCGAGUGGCGUCUGCCCCGCCGACGCCUUUGCACCAAAGACGACUGCCUGUACGUCGCUUGGCAAGUCGACGGGCGGCGACUGUGACGAUGUCGACUACUGCAACGGCAAUGGCAAGUGCGUCGAUGGCUUCAAGCCUAAGGGUAGUGUGUGCCGCGCCGCCGCGAAUGUCUGUGAUGUCGCCGAGACCUGCAAUGGCUCCAACGGCAACUGUCCCAGCAAUGCAUUCGCGCCCAAGACCACCGUGUGCACGAGUAUUGGCAAAUCCACGGGUGGGCUCUGUGAUGGCGUCGACUACUGCGACGGGGACGGCUGCUGCAUCGAUGGCUUCCGCGCCGCUGGUGGCGUUUGUCGCGCGGCCGUCAACGUUUGCGAUAAGGCCGAGACGUGCUCUGGCAAGAGCGGCGCCUGCCCGUCUGACAGCUUUGCCAAGAAAGGUACCGACUGCUCGUCAAUUGGCCUCUCGUCCGGCCGUCUUUGCAACGAGAAGGACACGUGCGACGGCCGCGGCUGCUGCGUCGAGACAUACAAGCCCGCGGGUACCGUCUGCCGGCCCGCGGCGUCCGAAUGCGAUGUGCCCGAGGUGUGCCCGGGCAACUCAGGCGUAUGCCCCAAGAACGCUUUUGCGCCGUCGACCAAGGCGUGCAACGGCAAGUCCACCGGCGGCGCGUGUGACGGCGACGACACGUGCGACGGCAACGGCGCCUGCGUCGACAAGUACCUCGACGCACACUCGUUGUGCUACCAUAAGCAGGGCGUCUGCGACGGCAACGUCUUUUGCGACGGAACGUCCGCCGUGUGCCCGGUCCCAAAGGCCUACACGCUCCUCACCGCGCAAGCGUUGCGCAGUUGUGCGACCUCCGUGUCAAGAUUCACGUCGACGUCGCUCGCGUCACUGUACGAAGCGAGCGUGACGCGAUAUGGCGUGGUGUUGCUCGUGUCGUGUCUGUGUGUCUCUGCGCUUGCUGUGUUUGUGGCCAGAAAGGCCCGCGUGUCCGAAGACGACGCGUUUGCCUACUACCUCGAGACGUAGGCAACUUCAACCUGAAAUAUACCGUGUUUUUCCAGGAAAUCGGUAGAAAAAGCCGUGA